AUGUCAGCUAAACCAAAUACUGAUGAAAAAGGUGAGUUCAAAAGGCAGUCGUCGUCAUUUAGAGAGAUAAUCUCUGCGGAACACCCAAUCUACAAGCCUGCCAGUGGAAGGUAUUGGUUGUACGUGGCGUUGGCAUGCCCCUGGGCGCAUAGAACCUUAAUCACGAGAGCCCUGAAGGGACUGGCGCCUGUAAUCGGGUGCAGCGUAGUACACUGGCACCUGGACGACCAGGGCUGGAGGUUUCUUGAGGCGCGGGACGGGAAAACCAACGAAAGGCACUGGUUUGACAUUGCAGGCGGCAUUAACUCGGCUAGUUCAAACGGCAGUACCCCAGUCGCGAACAUAGUCGAUAGCGCGCAUAGACUCUUGAUUGAUGGAACGAAUGAACCCAAUUACGGGCACAAGAGACUAAGUGAGCUGUACAUCAAAACAGAUCCUGGCUACGACGGAAGGUUUACCGUGCCCAUUCUGUGGGACCUGGAAACGUGCACGAUCGUCAACAACGAAAGCAGUGAUAUCAUCAGGAUCUUUAAUUCGUCUGCGUUUGAUGAGUUCGUCGGAGAAGAACACCGUCGGCUGGACCUGGUGCCCCGACCACUGGAAGGCCAGAUCACAGUUUUCAACUCUUGGGUGUACGACAAGAUCAACAACGGGGUGUACAAGACCGGUUUUGCAGAGAGUGCAGAAGUGUACGAGAGAGAGGUCACCAGCCUCUUCCAUUACCUCGACAAAUUGGAAAUCCUUCUGGACGAGAAAUACUCGAAAUUAGAAGCGGAGUACGGCAAGACCAGCCAGGAUAAGAUAUUGGCUCGGUACUUCGCCAUCGGGGACGCUCUGACCGAGGCGGAUGUGAGACUUUACCCGACGAUAGUAAGAUUCGACGUGGCAUACCACCAGCACUUCAAGUGCAACCUCGCCACCAUCAGAGACGAUUAUCCCCGUAUUCACACGUGGCUAAAAAAUAUGUAUUGGCGCCACGAGGCCUUCCAGCGCACAACGGACUUUAACCACAUAAAGCUCGGAUACACGCGGUCGCAGCCACAGGUCAAUCCGCUCGGGAUCACCCCCCUGGGGCCCAAACCUGACAUCUGGCCUCUAUGA
Molecule: messenger RNA, 1101 nt
Organism: Saccharomyces kudriavzevii IFO 1802
Lineage: Eukaryota; Fungi; Ascomycota; Saccharomycetes; Saccharomycetales; Saccharomycetaceae
Gene: GTO3
Product: omega-class glutathione transferase
Exons: 1
Coding region: 1-1101 (366 amino acids)
Cellular component (GO): cytoplasm
Molecular function (GO): glutathione transferase activity
Source: RefSeq, a predicted model, not a curated record